GUUGUUACACGUGACUCUUCAGUUCGAGUAGAUUGUCUGCUAAGAAGUGUCAAAAUCGUUCUGUUUGGUGUUGGAUUACCGACACACCUGAUUGUUACUGUUAAUGAUAAAGGUGUUGUAUAUCCGUUUGUUUUUUUAAUAUGUUCACUAAGUUUACAUUGUGAAUAAGUUCUGUACAAUAAACAUUUAAUGUGACCUGCCCAUGAGACGGAAAAAGAAAAGGAUUUUUCAAUUAAUAUCUCAGGAAGAUCUAUUGAUUAGCAGCACGUGAUGGAAGUGGUAAUGCAGACACAGGAGAUUAUCUCCUUGUUCUCCUCUCUGGGUUGUCCUGUGGGUGAUGAAUAUAUACCAGGAGAUGAUUGCCAGGCAACAUUGGAGGAAAUCCUGUCCAGACUGUACAAGGAGGACAAAUAUGUACGGGCCUUUAGAUGUGUUAUAUCAAACUCGCAAGUUUUGAAAAAAGAUCUCCUUCCAUUAUUUUACAACGUUAAAAAUGAUUAUAAAAUUUUGGACUUGAUAAUCGAGAUACUGGAGAACCUGAUGAUACCUGUCGAGUGCCUGUUGCCCAUUGAUAUAAUGAUCAAGGAGGAUGCUGGCAGAAGCACCAUCUAUCAGCUCAACUGGCUACUGACCGCUUGCAAGGAGGCCUUCCUCAACCCUUGUGCCACCAAGAGCGUCAUCGACUACAUGAAGCUCAUUAUCAAAAAGGAACAGCAGCUGACCAGCGAGGGAAGUAAUAGUAUCAGCCUAUGCUUGGUGCUGCUGCGGAAUCUUCUGCAUAUCCCCGAGGUGCGUGGUGGCGCUCCUGGUGGUGGCGCCUCACACCAAAACCAGAUUAUCUGGCAUCUGUUCACUCAGCAUGUUGACAAGGUCUUGAUCCAGCUGAUGUCAUGUGGAAGGCGUAGGCAGUGGGGAUCCUAUAUUGUACAGCUAAUCUCCUUGCUGUACAAGGAUCAGCAUAGCAACACUCUCUACAAGCUGCUCAACAUCUGGUGUGAUACAGCACUUACUGAGAGCUCGGAGGACGACGAGAGUAACACCUCUCCGCAGGACCAGGCAUCAGGUGACUCCUCGUCUAUGGCGACGUCUGAUCCUACUUCUGACUCCUCUGACAGUGAUCACCAGAAACACACUCCCAAAAGUGAAGUGGAAUCCAAACAUCAGUGCCACCCAAAGCAAGUGGCUCAGACUCGCAUGACGGAGAUGUUGGCACAUGGUAACGGCCGUAAGGCCCAGGUUGCCAUGAGAAACAAACACGGCAACAGCAAAAACACUCACCCAGCCAAACAUCGGCAGCCUGAUCACAGUCACCCUUUCGAGUCUCAGACCACCAACAAGAUGAUGCAGGGAACCAGGAUGUGCUGGGGAUCAGAGAGUGGGCUGGGGAGUAGUGUGUCCACCUGUGGCAGUAUGAAGAUGGAGGAGGAGUCAGAGUGUGGUUAUGUAUCACAGAACCAAGAGACCAUCUCAACGUCUAGUAAUGAGGACAAGGAACCUUCCAGAUUUGGAAAGAAGAAGACUAUCCUUCAAAAAUCUUUACAUAUGAUUCAGACUAAUCGUUACAACAAUGGAAAGUUACCUUUGACUUGUCAAGCCAGGAAAGAGCUCCGUAGAGAGAAACUCAUGAAACGCAGCAAGACUACCACCAUGAGCAUUAAAACGUUCCUGAACCAUACACCUAGUGAAGAGGACAUCGCUCACCUGCUGAAGGAGUUCACUGUGGACUUCCUGCUGAAGGGAUACGGUCUGCUGGUCUCAGAUCUCAAGCUGGUGGUACUGUCCACCCAGGAUUUGCAGAUGGAUACCUCGCACUUCACUUGGCUCAUCAUGUUUUUCUUGCCGUUUGCCACACAGCUAGAGCUGGACCUGGACCUCAUCAGCCCUAUAUUAUCACACGACACUAUUUCGUACUUGACCUAUGAAGGUGUCAAUCUAUGUGAGGAGUUAGAGGUAGCAAAGCUUGAUGUGGGGGAAAAACUUACCGGAAUUCUCAGCAAACUGUACUUGAUUGUGUCUUGUCUCAAAGAGAUUAUAAUCACUGUUGAAGUGUAUAGAAAGGUCACUCAUCUUACAAAAGCUGACCGGGAAUAUUUGAAACAGCUGCAAGAAAAGAUCUGCCACACAAAUGACCUGAAGUAUCUUUUCAUCUUGUUGCUUCGUCACUUUGACCCCAUGGUCCACAGUCAUCAGUUCCUGCAGGAGACGGUGGUGGCCAACCACAACUUGCUGGUGCUGAUAGAGAACUGCCCCAAAGUGUCCAGAGCAGCCGUGCUGGAGCACCUCAGACAGUUUGCCAGUGAGGAUGUGAUGAAGCAGUAUGGAGUGUUGUUGGCUUGCUAUAUGGACAAUGGGGAGAUGGUCAAUAAUUGUAUCUUCACCAUGAUGCACCACGUUGCUGGAGACCUGGAGAAAGUUUCUGUAUUAUUCCAGCCAUCCAUAUUGAAAUCUUUCACCAUGAUUUUGAAAACUGAAUUUGAAAUCCGAGAUGACUGGACAGAUCUGGUGGAGUACGUUGUGCAGAAGUGCCUGAAGACAAAGCAGAUCAAGGCUGUACCGACAGGGCUCAACAUAAGUGUGGAUGAAGAUGAAGAGAUGGCAGCUGAUACAGCUCAUCGUGAGAUAACCUCAGUGCCUGUACAGGAGCCUACCGAACCUGAGCAACAGAAACACAAAGAAACGACAUUGCGGCUAGUUAAGGAGAUUUCAGGCAACUUCAUUUCACUUGGUGACAGGUGGAGCAAGGAAGAUCUGGAUAGUCUGUGUUGGUAUUUCUCUCAGUCCGUCUCUGUGGCCGAUCCCAUUGGCCAAAUCAGACAGCUGUUCCUAGAGAACUGCGGUCAAACUAAAACUAGAACAGGAAUUGUAGAGAAUUUGUGGAAGCAAGGGCUUAUACUAGAGAACCAGUACAAGAAUCUUCUGGCGCAGGAAACAUCUCUGAAUGAUCCUGAAACAAUCCAGAACAAGAACACAGAAAUAGAUAUUUUAGAAGGCAUCCAAGUAAUUAUCGACUACCUGUAUGCAGAGAACAAGGGUUUUUUUUGUGAAGUGGCUGCAAGGCUGCCUGUUGGAGGCUUGCUAUGCCAGACUGUUGGUAGACCACAUUAUGACACCCCGAGAGCCUGUUGAACCCGUCGCCUACUAUUACACCAUGCUAGGCCAACCAGUGCCUUUGGUCACCUGGAGCCAGGAAUUGUGGAAAGUGAUGCAGCUGGAACCCUCAAUCUGGCUGCUAUCAGCUCUUAACUUUCACCUACCCACUCGUACCGGCCAGGCUCGGAUAUUCGCUCGU
This is a messenger RNA of Homalodisca vitripennis (glassy-winged sharpshooter), 3289 nucleotides long. Its product is annotated as protein timeless-like. Lineage: Eukaryota; Metazoa; Arthropoda; Insecta; Hemiptera; Cicadellidae. The coding region runs from base 271 to 3126 and encodes 951 amino acids. Gene Ontology annotation, molecular function: DNA binding. Gene Ontology annotation, biological process: replication fork arrest; DNA replication checkpoint signaling; DNA repair. The record is from RefSeq and is a predicted model, not a curated record. The transcript has 24 exons. Gene Ontology annotation, cellular component: replication fork protection complex.